GAAUUCUUCUGGCAACACAAUCACCUACUCUUUCUCCCUGUCCAUGGAAGUACCAGGUAAUCAUACGCCUUCAGAAUGACAGAUCAAAUAGGCCUCGGCCUAGACGGUGCACAAGAUCUUCAAGACUUUGAUAUUGGCGUCGUCCGCGAAUUCAUCACUUUCUUCCCUGACAAUGGACUUUCCAAGGUCCUGAAGGGCUAUCUGAGUAGCGGCGCCUCUCAAUUUCCUCUGAGAGCUACUAGUGCUACUGCAGAAGGAGGUGUCAGCCUCGAGAACGACGAGGAAAACGAGGAGGAUGUUCCCCUCACUUCGGAAGAUUGUUUGGUGCUCAUGACGGAUGGCGUGGACGAAGCCAAAGACUCAGUUCUGGCUCACCGUUUGAUGAGCGAGUACUAUCUGUUCUUGGAAGAGUAUGAAAGCGCCGUCGAGACUACCCGUAGGGGACUGAAACUUGUUGCAAUCGAAACCAAGAAGUCGGGCCUCAAAUUCCAGAAGAUUCUAGAUGCGUUCAAUAGCACCCUCGCGACAGCAUUAAUUCACCACCAGGCCCCAAAAAACCAUCCAGAGGCGAGAGAUAUAUUCGAAGAGAUCCUUCGUCGAAAGCCACAGUUCACUCCUGCUCUUAUAGGACUUGGUCUGAUCUUAGAAGAGGAAGAAGAGUAUGCCGAAGCAGUUACGUUUCUUGAUAAGGCCUUUGAGAAUGACCCGGGCAAUGUACGUAUCGGUGCGGAAGCGGCUUGGUGUCGAGCUCUCAACGGAGACUAUACUACUGGUCUGAGUGAACUCGAAGAGUUCCUUGAGUAUCCCCAGAUGGAUUUGAAGCUGCCUCGCGCUAGAGAACUCCGAGCGCAGACAUUGUAUCGAAUCGGAAUCUGCCUUUGGGAACUAGACUCUUCUGCCUCUGCUCGCAAGGAUCGACAAGGAUCAUACGCGAGAUUUCUUGCCUCCAUAAAGGCCAAUCCCAAUUUUGCACCUCCAUAUACCAGUCUCGGAAUCUUCUACGAGGACUACAAAAAGGACCGAAAGAGGGCUCGGCAAUGUUUCCAAAAGGCCUUCGAACUCUCCUCUUAUGAAUUAAUCGCAGCCGAACGACUUGCCCGGUCGUUUGCAGAUCAAGGAGAGUGGGACAUUGUCGAGGUUAUUGCGCAACGGGUGGUCGGCUCUGGAAAAGUUAGGCCGGCGCCUGGUUCUAAGAAGAAGGGCGUGAGUUGGCCGUUUUCUGCUUUGGGUGUUGUUCAGAUGAACAAACAAGAGUACCAGAAAAGCAUCAUCUCGUUCUUGUCAGCCCUCCGAAUCAGUCCAGAUGAUUACCACUCUUAUGUUGGACUAGGAGAGAGCUAUCACAACUCCGGUCGCUAUAACUCAGCUUCGCGAACGUUCAACUAUGCGGAAAAUCCCACAGAUGGAGUUGAGAUGAAGAAGUCCGGCGAGAGUUGGUUUACCAAGUACAUGCUAGCGAACGUUCAUCGUGAACUGGGAGAGUUUGACGACGCCAUUCGAGGGUACGAUUUAGUGCUGAAAGAACGACCUAAAGAAUUUGGAGUUUGUAUUGCGCUACUUCAGACUUUGGUAGAAAGCGCUUGGAGGAAUAUUGAGACUGGCUUCUUUGGGGCAGCCGCCGAUAGCGCCCUACGAGCAAUCGGCGUCGCUAUAUCUGUGUCCGAAUACAAGCCACAAGCCUUCAACUUAUGGAAAGCCGUUGGAGAUGCUUCAGCUAUAUUUUCCUGGGUUCAAGAGCGGCUAAGCGAUAUACCUUUGCGGAAGAUAGAGAGCCUGCUGAAGGUUGAUAUCGACAGCAGCAUUUAUGACCUAUUCCAUGAGACUGAUGGCAUUGGAUCCGGCCAGCUUGGUCUCUUGUCUGCAGACGACCAAACAAGCCCUGUUCUCGCUCGAUCCCUGCAUGCAUCAAUUCUUUCUCAGAAGCGAGCUAUACAUAGCUGUGCAAACGACAUACAUGCACAAGCAGUGGCCUGGUAUAACCUGGGAUGGACGGAACAUCGCGCUCAUGUUUGCCUCGAACAAAACCAGGAUUCUUCUCAAGGAAAGGCAGGCACCACAAUGCUCAGAGCAGCCAUGAAAUGUUUCAAGCGCGCUAUUGAACUUGAGGCAGGAAAUUCCGAAUUUUGGAACGCUCUUGGUGUCAUCACGACGCCAUUGAAUCCCAAAGUAGCUCAGCACUCCUUCGUCCGCAGCCUCCAUCUAAACGAGCGCAGCGUGCGCGCAUGGACGAACCUAGGGACCCUUUACCUCAUCCAAAACGACUUGGAGCUCGCUCAUCAAGCGUUUUCUCGUGCGCAAUCUACAGAUCCAGAUUACGCUCACGCUUGGCUCGGAGAGGGUCUCAUUGCUCUCCUUUACGGUGAUCCAUCGGAGGCCCUCUCACACUUCACCCACGCCUUUGAGAUUUCCGAUUCUGCGAGCUUAGUCUCGAAGCGACAGUAUGCCCUUUCAUCGUUCGACUAUCUCAUCUCCACCCCGUCUGCCUCGAGCAACAUUACGAAUCUAAUACAACCCCUCUUCGCCCUCCAUCAACUCGCAUUUCAGAGACCUGAUGAUGUGCCAUACCGACACCUUGCAUCACUUUUCAUGGAACGCGUUGGCAACCACGACGCCGCAAUCGAGGCUCUGACUUCUCUAUGCGGUACAGCUGAACAGGAAUACGAAGAAUCAGAAUCCCCAGCUUCGCUCUCUCGGUAUGCACACGCAAAGACAGACUUAGCGAGGAAUAAGCUUGCCGCUCACAACUAUUCCGAGGCUGUAGAGGACGCAGAGACAGCAUUAGAUCUGACUUCUGACGCUGACUCCUGCUCCAUGACCCCAGAGGUACUUCGCAAGACUCGACUUUCUGCUCGGCUUACUUCUGGGCUUGGUCACUUCUACCUCAACGACAUGGACAGCUCCCUAGCAUCUUUCCGUACGGCACUAGAAGAGAGUCAAAGCUCGCCUGACGUAGUGUGUCUUGUUGCCGAGGUCCUCUGGGCAAAGGGCGGCGAAGAGGAGAAGUCGGUUGCACGCGAGCAGCUCUUCGAGAGCGUCUCAAAGCAUCCGAAUCACGUUGGCUCAAUCACACUGCUUGGUGCCAUGGCUGCGCUGGACGAGGAUACUGAGACGAUGGAAGCAGUUCGCGAUGAUCUGGCUUCGUUAAGGAUGAAGCCGAAUCUAGGUGUCUUACAGCUUAUUCGCGUCGAGGAGGUCCUUGAUGCUAUUGCAUUCAUCAAUGGCGGCGACGAGGGCGCCGAGAGGGAGACCAGACAUAGUAUCAUGCUUGCACCUGGGAAGGUGACUGGAUGGGCGCAACUGGCCGAGGUCAGCGAAGAGAUAUUCCCGGCACAGAUGGCGCUCAAGACGGCGGAGAAGAGUGUUCCACCAUUGGGAGCACUCGGUGCUGUGGAGCUGAGUGAGGCAUUCUCAGGCAUAGGAACCUUAGGAGAUGCUCAGAGAGCAGUUUCAUUGGCGCCAUGGGCUGAAGGAGGCUGGAAGGCCAUGGGGAAUGUCCUCGAGUGAGGUGAAAUGAAAAACGUUGAAGUCUGAGCCUCAGAGACUCGGUUUGAUCCUCAUGCUUCCAUAGCCUUGAAGAUCGCAUCAGUUCGGAGUACUAAGCAUGCGAGUCAGGUUGGCAAGUCUGUAAAGUAGAGCAUAUGCAGGCAUUAGGCGGAUGCAUGGUUUGUACUAUAAAUGGGUUUCAUGAGAGACGGGAUACUAGAAGGUUACAGUUGAACAAGACUGUUCCACGAAAGUAUGAUAGUUACAAACAGGAAAUCUUUGAAUGCUUCUUCCAGCGCAUUCGGCUUAAAUUGCUUGGAGGAGUCCAUGCUCAGCGAGGUCUUUCUCUGUUUGCAG
Molecule: messenger RNA, 3840 nt
Organism: Mytilinidion resinicola
Lineage: Eukaryota; Fungi; Ascomycota; Dothideomycetes; Mytilinidiales; Mytilinidiaceae
Product: TPR-like protein
Exons: 2
Coding region: 76-3504 (1142 amino acids)
Cellular component (GO): Ski complex
Molecular function (GO): protein binding
Source: RefSeq, a predicted model, not a curated record